AUGAGUUUUGCUGGGAAACGAAAGGCCAAGGUCAUCAAGAUUGCUGAUGAGGAGGAUGCAGGCGGAAAUGCUCCAGCUGCAGAUGGCGACAAUGGUACUAGCGAUGAAUCUACAAAACCACUCUUCGGUGCGAAAUCCGGGCGGAAACCAUUCAGGCAAUCGGGAUUGAGGAAGAGCUUCAAUCCAGCGGAUAGCGAAAGUCUUGGAGAUCUACCGGCGGCAAACGACGACGACGAUGAUGGACCAGUGGUAGUACGACCAGCCAUUAGUCGAUCAGGAUCAUUGAAAGGCAAGAAGAAACCAAAGUCUUCACGAUUGUCAUUUGGCGGAGACGAUAGCACAGCAGGCGACGAUGAGCCGACAGAGGUCUUCACACCGAAGAAGCUGCCCUUGGGGCGUGCAUUAGAAAACAGUGCUAUCAAGAGAGGACUGGGCACGAAGGGUCUUCCAAUGAGGUCUAUCGGGGAUGAUGACGACCGACCUAAGUACAGCAGAGAAUAUCUCGAAGAACUACAAUCGUCUACGCCAAACACCCCCCAAAGGCCCUCCACGUUACCGCCCGACGACAGCGACCUGAUGGACCUCGACGCUUCUGAACUAGAAGGUGCUGUGGUUGUCGAUACCUCUGACUUGAACCAACCACAACCGACAGCUAUUCUAUCCGAGGUCGAAAUUCGCGAAAAGAAGGAACGACGACAGCGAUUAGCCCUGGAAAAGGACUUUUUAUCAGUCGAAGAUGAUGAGGACCCUUUCGGACGUAAAAAGAAGGACGACACACGAUUAAUAGCAGAAGAUGAAGAUCUCGGCGAAGGUUUCGACAACUACGUCGAGGAUGGUGGACUUUCUCUUGGUAGACGUGCCGAGAAAGAGAGACGAAAACAAGAUCGAAAGCAAAUGGAGGAGCUCAUCACAGCUGCUGAAGGCCACACUUCCGACUCAUCAUCGGAUAGCGAUGCGGAGCGACGAAUCGCAUACGAAGCCGCGCAGACACGCGCUGGCAUGGAUGGCUUGAAGAAGCCUCGAAAAGAUCCCAGCCAGGACUUGCUACAAGCACCACCCAAGAUAUCACCUCUUCCUAGUCUCACAGAAUGUUUGGCCCGUCUGCAGACUACGCUGAAGGGGAUGGAAGAGGAAAUGAAGGGCAAGCAGAAUCGAGUGGAGAAGCUCAAACAUGAGCGUGAGGAAAUUGUGAAAAGAGAGGGAGAGGUGCAGGCCUUGCUGGAUGAGACGGGUCGGAAAUAUCAAGAGGCUAUGGGGCAAGGAAAGGUGGCCGAAGGGAAGGGGCCGGAUAUUCUGGCAAAUGCUCCGGUGGAAAUGGUUGGAGCGAGGGGGCUUGAAACGCUUGGUACGCCAUCGAGGAAACCCGAGGAAGAGGAUGUUUGA
Molecule: messenger RNA, 1383 nt
Organism: Fusarium sp. VM40
Lineage: Eukaryota; Fungi; Ascomycota; Sordariomycetes; Hypocreales; Nectriaceae
Source: the annotation of a GenBank genome assembly